This is a messenger RNA of Heterobilharzia americana, 2802 nucleotides long. Lineage: Eukaryota; Metazoa; Platyhelminthes; Trematoda; Strigeidida; Schistosomatidae. The record is from the annotation of a GenBank genome assembly.
GACAUUUUUGAAAGUAUCGCUACACUGCUUGAUGGCAUCAUCGACAGGUUCGCACAUUGUUCCUUUUUUUCCAGCUGUUGAUUGUUAAGUCUAAUGACUGGGAAAGAAUCGAAAGGAUUCGCCCUGUUUCAAAUCAACAGCCAAGAUGUAUGGGAUGCAGAUGAUCGUGAAUAUCAAAAUAUAAUUUCCCCGAAGGUUAUACAGAAAACUGCAGAGAAAGUUUUGGAGUUGCACAGGAGAGAGUCAGCAAUUGGUGGCAGGAGAGAUGAGGAUUUUAGGAAUAUUGAAUCAUUAGAAGUGAAAAAUACCCUCGUACUUCCAUUCGACAAAUUUCCAAAACAUGCUCCGGGCAUGGGUGUGAGAUUGAGAGCAAGUCCUGAUGAUUUUCCAGUUGCCCAACAGAAAUUGUUGGAUCAAGGUCGAACCCAACGUUUCAAAGCGUGUAUCAACUCUAGUAUAACAGAUUUAGCUACAUUACGUCAACUUUCGUGGUCAGGGAUUCCAGAAGAUAUCCGUCCAACAGUAUGGAAGCUGUUAUGUGAUUAUCUUCCAACCAGUUCUGACCGUCGUGUUACUGUAUUAUCGGAUAAGCGAAAACAAUAUUCACUUUUUGUCAGUCAAUAUUUUCAUUUACGUGAAAAUCCUAAACACAAACCAAUGUUCCACCAAAUCCAGAAAGAUUUAACCAGAAUGACAUUACUCUAUAGAAGGCCAGAAAUGGUUGCGAUGUUUGAAAGGAUUCUAUUUGUUUGGUCAAUGCGACAUCCAGGAAGUGGUUAUGUUCAAGGCAUUAAUGAUUUGUUAACUCCAUUCUUUAUUGUAUUUUUGUCAGAAUAUACACAUGUUGAUAUAAUGCCUAAUUUAAUUGAUGGAAAACCAGACUUGAAUACAUCAGGUGAAUUAAGCCUUAAAUCGGAUAUUAGUAGUGAACAAUUGAGUUCAGUUGAAGCUGAUGUUUUUUGGUGUACAUCAUAUUUAUUAGAUACAAUACAGGAUAAUUAUACAUUUGCUCAACCUGGCCUACAGAAUAAUGUUAAAAUGUUAGCUAGCUUAAUUGAACGUGUUGAUACUAAAUUGUAUCAACAUUUUAUUCAAAAUGAUGUAGAAUUUUUACAAUUCGCCUUUAGAUGGAUGAAUAAUUUAUUGAUACGUGAAUUACCUUUACGAUGUAUUAUACGCCUAUGGGAUACUUAUAUGUCAGAAAAUAGUGGAUUCUCCACCUUCCAUGUAUAUGUAUGUGCAGCGUUUCUACUUCAAUUUUCAAAUGAUCUUUGUCGAGAACGUGAUUUUCAAGGGAUUAUGGUAUUAUUACAACAUUUACCAACAUUUCAUUGGACUGAUGAAAAUAUUAAUUUAAUUCUAGCUGAGGCGUUUCGUUUACAUUCAUUAUUCAAUUCAGCAAUGCAUCAUUUAGACUUCAGACGUCAUUCUGAUUUGGAUUAGUAUUCUAUCUUCGUGUUUCUCUCUCUCUCUGUGUGUGUGUGUGUGUUUGUUGUUAUUCCCUUUUCUGUAGACUGUAUGUUCAGAUUAAUGCUGAAAAUUGUUCGUCUAAAUUGCUUGUAUGUAAAUUGAAAGUCUUCCUACUCUCUCUCUCUCUGUAUUUUUCCCCAUUCCUUCAGAUAUUGUUACUCACAUUAUUGACUGGCUUUUUGCCUCUUUUAACUGCUCAAUUGUGAAUUAUAGAGUUUAGUUGUUAGAUAUUAUUGUUUAUCUCCCGAUAGAUUUCUACCUUCAAUCUUCCAAUAGUAAUUAUUACCUUUUAUCCCAAUUUUGUAGUGUAUCAAUUAUCCUCAAUGAAAUUAUUUUCCACCUAAUUUGCCUAUUUUGAUUUAUAUUCGAGUUUAGGUGUGUAUUGGUGUUGUUGAGAUCUGUGUGACAAUGAUAACCCUAUGUUAUAUGUAUGUGUUUCUAUGUAUGUAUAAACAAUAUGCGUUGUUUAUCAUUUACAUACCUACUCGAGAUGUAAUUUUGUCUCUUCUAGGGUUUUCUAUUCAUUUCCUCUUCUUUUUCAAUCGUUUUGUUUGGUUAUAUCAUGGUGUAAUUAUUAUCACUGGGUUUUCUUGUAAACAAUCUAUGUGUCUUUCAAAAUUACUAAUUAUGUUGUAGUUUAGUGUGUGUACCCUUACGCGCACAUGUAUACCCAUGUCUGUGGUUACUUUAAGGCAUAUAACCAUUUACUAAGACUAAUCUCAUAGAGAGAUAGAAGUAUUUUGUACAUUUAUGUAUGUGCAUACAAAUAUUUCUUUUAUUACACAGUCUAUAUCUAUUCAAUGAUCAGUAUUUCAAUACUUUUCCACAGAUUUUUAUUGAAGUAUCUUUAAUUGUAUUGCUUUCAAAAAUUUCUGCUGAACACUGGUACAUAUUUAUGUAUCUGCAUGCAUGUUAUCAUAAUCAUUAUGAAUAGUGUUAUUGUAAUCAGAAAUACUGUGGACGGUGUUGCUUACUACCUAGAUUAGAUUGUUUGGUUUGGUAUCUUCUGGACCCCGAGUGGAGUGAUACCUUUUAGAACAUAAUUAUUACUGGAGUAAAUUUUUUUGCUUUGAAUAUUCUUUCAGUUAUGUGGGAAUUGUAUAACUAGCGCUUUUUUUUUCACUUGUUUGUAUUUCAGGAAUCUUCAUCAGCCGCACAUAUAGUCUUAAAUUACAAUGGUUAUGAGAACAGAAUUACACACACACACACACACACACAUACAUGCUAUAACUAUAGAAUAAAACAGUCAUGUAAUGUAAAGUUGGGUAAUGCAAAGUAUUAAGAAAACAGAAAGCAUCAUGAAUUGUACAUCAGAGUGAUAGUUAAUUAGAG